UGGCAGAAAAGAAACAUUCGAAUUAGUGAGAGAGAAGACCGCUCCCCCAGUUUUUUUUUAUUAUUUCCUUUUUUUAAAAUAAAUUUAAAUACAGUUUUUAUCGCUAUUUGCUAAGUUUAAGUUACAUUUUAUAAAAAAUAACUAAGCAAUAUUUAAAAUAAUAAAAAUUAAAAAAGAAAAUUUUAAGAUUUAAAAUAAAAAAAAAGUGAUUUUAAAAAAAUGUAAAAUGCCCAGAAUAAAAUUUUUUUUUGUUUUAUUGUUGUGUAACUCGCUAAUAUAGCGAAUGUGGAAAAUUAUUGUAGAAGUGUCAAGAGGAGUAAUAAAAAAAUAAAAAAAAAAAGAAAAAUUUCAUAAAGAGCAUUUCAAAAAAAAAAAAAUUUUUUAAUUUUAACAAUUCUUUUUUACAAUAAAGAAUAAUGUGAAAUUUUAUAUUAAAUUUUUAUAUUUUUUUCAUAAUGUCUCCAUUUAAUUAAUUUAAAAAAUUUUGUGAAAAUUUUUCAAAAAAAUAUAAAUAAAAUUUUUUUUUAAUAAAAAAGAAGAAGAAAGAAAGAAAGAAAAAAAAUGAAAUCUUUAAAGAUCGCUUACAUUUAGUAGUGAAGGAUUUUAAAGAUUUACGAAGAAGUUUUUCAAUAUAAAAAUUAGUGGAGACCAAAAUUGAAAAUUAAAUUGUAAGGAAAAGUAAUUUUAUAGCCAUAAAAUAUAGAAUUACUAAUCUACAACAUAUCAAAAACGGAGGAAAAAGUGAAAUUAUUUUAGAAUUAAAUGAAAAAAUUUUGAAAUUUGAUUAAGAUACGCUUUAGCGUUUUCUUGGCCGACACAAAUAAAAACGCCAAUUAGAAAACAAAAAAAAAAAAACAAGUAAUUUGAUAUUUUUACUUUCUUUCAUAACAAAAAUAAUUUAAGCAAUUAAUUUAUAUACCUACAUAGAAUAUAAUUUAAAAAAAAAAUAACAAUAAAUAACCGUUGAAAUAUAUUUUAAUUAAAAUAGAAACAAAACGAGAAACAGAAAAAAAAAAAAUGUCUUCAUUUGAUACGCGUAAUAAUUCGGCGUUAAUGAAACGCGCUGAACAAUUAAAACGUUGGGAAGAAUCCGAUACAAAUCGUGAACCAACAAAACCAAAAAAUUCAAAAGGUAGACGAAUUAAAUUUCCAUCUGGUUGUGUUUUUUUAGCUGCAUGCGUUGCCGGUGACAAAGAUGAAGUUAUACAAUUAUUAGAUUCUGGAGCUGAUAUAAAUACAACAAAUAUUGAUGGAUUAACAGCAUUACAUCAAGCAUGCAUUGACGAUAACCUAGAAAUGGUUGAAUUUUUAUUAGAAUAUGGAGCAGAUAUUAAUAGGCAAGAUAAUGAAGGAUGGACACCACUUCAUGCAACAGCAUCUUGCGGAUCUGUAAGCAUAGCAAGAUAUUUAGCUGAACAUGGAGCUGAUUUAACAAUAGUGAACAAUGAUGGCGAUUUAGCAGUUGAUAUUGCUCCACCAAAUACAAAUAUGAGCGAUUAUUUACAAGAAUUAUUUGAAUCAAAUCAAAUUGAUUGUGAAAAAUGUAGGCAAUUAGAAGAACAAACAAUGUUAGCUGAUGCUAAAAGAUGGUUAAGAAGUGAUGCUUCUGAAGCUGAUGCAAUACAUCCAAAAACUGGAGCUACACCUUUACAUGUUGCUGCAGCCAAAGGAUAUACAAAAGUCUUAAGUUUAUUACUAGCGGGACGAGCAAAUAUUGAUAAACAAGAUAAUGACGGUUGGACUCCAUUACAUGCUGCAUCUCAUUGGGGACAAAGAGAAGCAGUUGAAAUGCUUGUUGAUGCACAAGCUGAUAUGGAAAUACGUAAUUAUUCAGGACAAAAUUGUAUUGAUGUAGCUGAUGAACCUAAAAUGAGGAAGUUUAUGGAAGAAUUAAAAGCAAAUCGUAAAGUAUUUAAACGACCUUCUAGUCAAAUUAGAAACUCUGAUCGUAUUGAAAAUCAAAUUGAUUUCAAGAAAGUUCGCGUUGAAGUUAAACCAGUUGAAGUUAAAGAUAAAAUCAAUGAUUCAACAGAAAAUACUAAAAUUGAUAGUGAAAGUGAAGAAAUGGCUGUAGUUGUUAAUGAAAAUGAUAAUGUUAUUAAACCAAUAAGCAAUGAAUCGGGUGAAAGCGAUUCAGAUUUGAGCGAUUCAACAGAAAGUUCACAUUCAACCAGUGUUUCGGAAUCUGAAGAGGAAAUUUCAAAACCACCAAGUGAACCAGUAAAGAAAACAGCGUCCGAAAUUGUUGAUGAAGAUGCACCAUGGAGAAGGAAUAGUGCUCGAACACGCAAUAACACUCAAGAAAAAGUUCCUGAAGUGGAAGUAAAAUCAUCUGAAUCAGAUGUUAUUUUAAGGCGAACCCAAAGCUUUGAAAAUGAUCAGAAAUUCUAUCAAAAAUAUCAUGAGCUUCGGGCUAGAAUAAAAGCUAACUCAUGCCCGAUUCUACCAGCGACACAAACAACUGGUGUUUUAGGUGCUGUUAAUUCAUCAAACAAUAAUUAUUCCGUUCAAAGAUCAGCUUCACUUAAAGAUCAUAGAAAUUUCAGGAAACCAACAUCACCACCGGUCAGUCCUAGUGCACCAGCAGCACCAGUACAGACUAAUACAACAGCACUUGUUAGAAGUCAAAAUGAUACACAAAAUCAAAAUCAUGUAGAGGAAAAUCAUAAAAAUGAUAUGAAUUCAAAUGAUACGAAAGUAAAUAGUAAUGAAACAACGAAUCCUUUCCGUGUUAAAAUAUCGCCAGGAACAAUGAUCAAAAACUUCUUCAAAUCUUUUGUACCACCAGUACGUGAUGAAGAAAGUGAAACACAACGUAAAGCACAUGCAAAACGUGUUCGUGAAACAAGACGUUCAACUCAAGGUGUUACUCUAGAUGAAAUCAAAAGUGCCGAAGAACUUGUUAAAAAGAAGAAUUUAAAUAGCAAUAAUGUGACAACAACCACUAACAAUAACUCAACAAACAGUCAAUCCCAAACUACAACUACGACAACUUCAACUAUAUCGUCAAGUAAUCCCACAGUUUCGACAGUGACCACAACAACAACAAGUUUAUUAGGAACGGGUGGAAUUAAUGAUCGAGUACCAAGUACAGCAACUAGUGAUAUAUCUGUUGUAAUACCUGUAAUUCAACCACCUCCUACAAUUGAUACAACUACUUCAGAUAAAAAAGAAAUUACAACAACUUAUACAACAACAACCUCACCGUAUACAAUUAAACUUAGAGAAAAUAGAAAUUCUGGUAAUUUUGAUAAGAACGAUGAUAAUAAUUUACAAAAUAAUAAAACAACAUUAGGAACAUCAUUAAAUAUAGAAUCACCAUCGAAAUCUAUUUCUUCGAUACCAAUAUCAGAUUCAGUAACUACAUCAUCUUCAACAUUAAAUGACAGAAAAUCAAUGAAAGAUGAUAUUAUAACAUCUUCAACUGUAAUUAAUGUGCCUAAUAAUAAUAAUAAUAAUAAUAAUAGUAAAAAGACUGAUAAUAUGAAUAUAAAAACUAUAAAUCAUAUAAAUUCAGCAAAUAUUAGUGAUCAACAACAAAAUUCUGAUCAACAACAUCAACAAGAUACCACAUUAACAACGACAGUUAGAUUAAGAGAGAAACGAUCACUUUUUGAUAUUGAUAAUGCAAAUUCAUUAACAUUAGCUGAUAAAUUAAGAAAUGAAGCUAAUAAAUAUACAGAUGAUAGUGGAAAUAUUGGUUCAAAUACAACAAUAACAUCACCAACAACAACCACUGCCAGAUCAAUAAUAGGUAACAAUAAAACAACUGGAACAUUAAAUAAUUUAGAAGAUUCAACAAUUAAUAAUUUAUUAAAUAAUCGAAAAUCUGAUUCUAUGUCACCAUCACCGGUACCUGGCAGUGGAGGUGGCAUUGGUACUGGUUCAGACCGUAGGCCGUCUUGGCGUCUUAAAUUUGAUAGUGGAAAUAAGUUUAAACUUGAAGAUGCAACUUCAACAUAUCCUCCUAGCAAUAAUACAAUAAUUACAAGUGCACCAGCUGUUAUGGCAGCUGCAAAUCAACGACGAAGUAAUCCAAUAAGCACAGUAAAUCAAUCAAGUCAGCAGCCAGCAAGACCUAUUUCAGCACCACCCAUUACACAAUCGAAUACUGAUAAUAAUACUAAUGAAAGAAUUCGUAGUGAUAAUAACAAUAGAGAUGAAGAUAAAGAAAAUGACAAAGAGAAUGAUAGUCGUAGUGGUCAAUCAAAUCAAGCUGUAAUACAGCGAAGAAGAAAACAUAAAAGAAGGUCAACUGGUGUAGUACACGUGGAUAUGGAUGAUAUUGAUCCAGAUAAACAGGACUCACCUGGUGAUAAUGAAGAGAAAGAAAGCGGUACAGAUAGGACGUCUCGUUCUCGAUUAACAAAUUCAACAAAUUCUUUAGCAGAUAGUGAAACUGGUGAUAGUAAAACUAAGGACUCGAAUGGUGAAAUUAUUGACUAUAAAGCAUUAUGGGAAGCUGAAAAGUUAGAGAACGAUAAACUUAGAAAAGAAUUAAAAACAAAAUCUGAAGAAUUAAAUACAACCAAAACAGCCUUAGACAAGCAAUCAAAUUCGGCAUCGAAAAAUACUCAAUUGUCAGAACUUGAUAAACGUGAAAAACGAGCUUUAGAGCGUAAAAUAUCCGAAAUGGAAGAGGAACUUAAGCAAUUGGAUUUCCUUAAAACCGAAAAUCAACGCCUUAAAGAAGAGAAUGGCGCUCUAAUAAGAGUAAUUAGUAAAUUAAGUAAAUAAACACUUAAAAAGUUUUAAUAUUAAUAAUAAAUUACACAAUGUAAAACAAGAGAAAAAAUAAUGCAAAAUUUCACUUGAAAACAAAAAAAAAAAAUGUUAAUUGUAAUGUUUAAAUUAAUUUCUAAAUGAAAAAUUAUAUUAUAUAAUAAAUACCAUUGUAUCCUUUUGUAGUUAAAGAAGAUUUCCUUAAUUUUUAAUUAUUUUUUUUUUUUUUCAUAGAUAGUUUUUAAAUUAUAAUUUUUACACGAUUUUUAAAAUUGUUUGUUUUCCGUUUCAUUUUUUUCUUUUCAAACUUUCAUAUUAUAUACAUUAUAUACAUAUUUAUAUAUAUAUAUAUUUUUUUUAAUUUCAAUUGAAAUAAGAGAUUAAUAUUUUUUAUUAAAUAUAAUAUUUAAUCAGAAAUAUCAAAAUCACUAUAAUUGUAGUUAAAUGAAUAAAUCAAAAAUAAAUAAAAUAGACAUAUAUAGAAAUACAAAAUUAGUUUUGAUAUUAAUUUUAAAUAUGUAUUGUUAAUUAAAUACUUGUGAAUGACAUAAAAUAGCAUUAAUUAAUUAAUUAAAGAGCUUAAAAAUAUAUAAAAACUUAAAUAUAUUAAAUGAGAUCGCAAUUACUAUAGAACAUAAAAAAUUAUCAUAAUUAAAUAAAGUGAAAAAAAAAAACAAUUAUUAAAUUCUAUUUCAAACAUUGUAGCUUAUUCUGAAUAUCAAAUUACAUAUUUAGUGAUAGUGAUAAAUAUCGUAAAAAUUUCGACAUUAUUAUUGUAAACACAAACCAAAUAAUAUAAAUGAUUCACGUCUAUAAUAAUAUUUUUCAGGCUUUUACGAUAAAUGUUACUAUCAUUUAGUGAUUCGAUACUCCAGAAUAAGUUUCAUUAUAUAUUUUUGAUUUUAUCUUAAUAGACUAAAAAUUCUAUAUUCCCCUAUAUAUUCUACAUAUAAAUAUAUUAAUAUAUUAUUAGAUGAACAAAAAAACUCAUAUAUAAAAUUUAAUAAAAUUU
This is a messenger RNA of Condylostylus longicornis, 5734 nucleotides long. It is a transcript of the gene Mbs, whose product is annotated as protein phosphatase 1 regulatory subunit 12A. The transcript is spliced from 21 exons. The record is from RefSeq and is a predicted model, not a curated record. The coding region runs from base 1018 to 4737 and encodes 1239 amino acids. Gene Ontology annotation, molecular function: protein kinase binding; phosphatase regulator activity; enzyme inhibitor activity. Gene Ontology annotation, cellular component: cytoplasm. Lineage: Eukaryota; Metazoa; Arthropoda; Insecta; Diptera; Dolichopodidae.